Messenger RNA from Cynocephalus volans (Philippine flying lemur), 3694 nucleotides. It is a transcript of the gene PEX13, whose product is annotated as peroxisomal biogenesis factor 13. The record is from RefSeq and is a predicted model, not a curated record. Lineage: Eukaryota; Metazoa; Chordata; Mammalia; Dermoptera; Cynocephalidae. Gene Ontology annotation, biological process: protein import into peroxisome matrix, docking. Gene Ontology annotation, cellular component: peroxisome; peroxisomal membrane; peroxisomal importomer complex. The transcript has 4 exons. The coding region runs from base 39 to 1250 and encodes 403 amino acids. Gene Ontology annotation, molecular function: protein binding.
UCCGGGCGAGAAGCGGGAUCCUAGCGGAGGUGGAGGAGAUGGCGUCGCAGCCGCCGCCUCCCCCGAAACCCUGGGAGACCCGCCGAAUUCCGGGCACCGGGCCCGGACCAGGACCCGGCCCCACUUUCCAAUCUGCUGAUUUAGGUCCUAAUUUAUUGACAAGAUCUGGACAACCAACACUUACCAGAGUGCCCCCACCUAUUCUUCCAAGGCCAUCACAGCAAACAGGAAGCAGCAGUGUGAACACUUUCAGACCUGCUUACAGUUCAUUAUCUUCUGGAUACGGUGCUUAUGGAAAUUCAUUUUAUGGAAGCUAUAGCCCUUACAGCUAUGGAUAUAAUGGGUUGGGCUAUAACCGCCUCCGUGUAGAUGAUCUUCCACCUAGUAGAUUUGUUCAACAAGCUGAAGAAAGCAGCAGAGGUGCAUUUCAGUCCAUUGAAAGUAUCGUGCAUGCAUUUGCCUCUGUCAGUAUGAUGAUGGAUGCUACCUUUUCAGCUGUCUAUAACAGUUUCAGGGCUGUACUGGAUGUAGCAAAUCACUUUUCCCGAUUAAAAAUACACUUUACAAAGGUUUUUUCAGCUUUUGCAUUAGUUAGGACUAUAAGGUAUCUUUACAGACGGAUCCAGAGGAUAAUGGGUUUAAGAAGAGGCUCUGAGAAUGAAGACCUGUGGGCAGAAAGUGAAGGAACUGUGGCUCACCUGGGUGCUGAGCACCAAGCAGCUAACUCAGCAAAAUCUUGGCCAAUUUUCUUGUUCUUUGCUGUUGUCCUUGGUGGUCCUUACCUCAUCUGGAAACUGCUGUCUACCUACAGUGAUGAAGUAACAGACAACAUCAACUGGGCAAGUGGUGAGGAUGACCAUGUAGUUGCUAGAGCAGAAUAUGAUUUUGCUGCUGUAUCUGAAGAAGAAAUUUCUUUCCGUGCUGGUGAUAUGCUAAACUUAGCUCUCAAAGAACAACAACCCAAAGUGCGUGGUUGGCUUCUGGCUAGUCUUGAUGGUCAAACAACAGGACUUAUACCUGCAAAUUAUGUCAAAAUUCUUGGUAAAAGAAGAGGUAGAAAAACAGUGGAAUCAAGUAAAAUUUCCAAGCAACAGCAGUCUUUUACCAACCCAACACUAAUUAAAGGAGCCACAGCUGCUGAUUCUUUGGAUGAACAGGAAGCUGCCUUUGAAUCUGUUUUUGUUGAAACUAAUAAGGUUCCAGUUGCACCUGACUCCACUGGGAACAGUGGAGAUAAACAAGGUCUUUGAUAUCUUUCAUGUUUGCCUUCAGUUGAACAAUACUUUAGAGUACUUUUAAAAAUUAUUUCUUACAAAGAAAUUAAUCCACAAUCCAAUCAAAACAUUUGUUAUUGGCUAUUCCAGCUGUUUUGCUGCUAGAAAUAUUAAAGUUAUACACUAGUAUGUUAGUCUAGUGACCUGGUUACAUAUUACAAGUUAUUGGACCAUGAGGACAUUUGUUUCAUCUAGAUUUUGAGAUUAUGGAGAUUGCUAUCAUUUUCAUCUUAUUUAAAUCCCUAGGUUUAUUGGAAGAGUAAGACUGAUAAACUAUAGAAAGAACAGUUUGCUACAGUAGGGAUCAUUUAUGCUUUUUGAAGUUCUAGAUUAAUUGACAUGGAAUCCUUAGAAAAUGAGUAGAUAACAUAUAAAUAUGAGAACAGGCAAAGUGGCUAAUUUUUUACAACCUUAACUAAAUUGAAUGAUAAACAUUUUCUGAUCUGUAUUAUUUCCAGUGUUGGGUUUGCUUUAGGCAAUAAUGUUUUCACCCACAUACAAUUGAUACUAUUAUCUUUUAUUGUGCUUUUUGAAAUUUAUCUUGAAAAGGUCACUAGACGCAUUCUGAAGGAAGAUUGGUCUAGAAUGAUAGAAUAUUUAGCCCUAAUAUUUUCCCUGUUAGUAAAAAGUCUGAAAUUUAUCUUUCUUACAAAUUUUUUCCAUUUCUUGUGAGGAUCAUAACUCUUUAUCCCUUUGCAAUAUGACUAGUUUUCAUCCUAGAUGAAUCACAAUAUAUGAAAGGUUUGCUUUCUUUUCUUCCAACCAAGACUUAAGUUCGUUGAGUUUGUAAAACGAUAUAAUCAGUUCUGACAGUAAUGAUUUUUAAUCUUUUCAUAGAUUCUCUGCUUCUGUCUAGUAUAAUUUUAAAAUUGCAUGUUCAGGGCCAGCCCAUGGCUCACUCAGGAGAGUGUGGUGCUGAUAACACCAAGGCCAUGGGUUCGGAUCCCAUAUAGGGAUGGCCGGUUAGCUCAUUGGGUGAGCGUGGUGCUAACAACACCAAGUCAAGGGUUAAGAUCCCCUUACCGGUCAUCUUUUAAAAAAAUUUUUUUUAAAUAAAAAUAAAAUUGCAUGUUCAGGAUGUUCUUUAAAGAUUGAAAAUGUGUCACAUUGUAUACACAUUUCAGUUCGGUUUCUAACUACUGAAACUAUAAAAUGCUCUACUUCCAUUUAGAAUAUGAUAACGCUAUUUGAGUUUUUGUUUAGUAAUGAUUUUAAAUGCAUUUAACUUUCUGUACACUGAAUAUUUCCCCACAAAAUUGGAAAAUUUGUAUACGUGCUGUGAUUGUACAACAGGUUAAUACUGUCAGGAAUACAGGUGUACAAGAAAACAUUUACAGAUAUUGUUAAAAGCUUUGAAUUAUUUAAUAAAGAUUGUGAUUUGGUAUUUUUACCUUUCUUUUUAUAGACUUUAUGUUCACCAAAUAACUAAUUCUAGAACAGUUCAGACUAAAACAUACAGGAACCAAAUGUAUACCCAGCCUAGAAGAACUUUAUUAAAGGCAUCUUGGGGAGCCCAUUUUUUAAAUGACGAUAUAAUAAGUAACAUAUCACUUAAAAUAGAAUCUUAAUCCUGUGCGGAAAAAAUAAAUACUUAGAGUAAAAUUUAUUUGUUAGGCGUAUUUUUCUAACACCCAGAUAUUAGCCUUCAAGUUGAGGAGAUAGUUUCUUGUAUGUAUUAUUUUCCAUUUGUGUUCUAAAAUUAAAAGUUCUGCUUUGAUUUGUUAAGAAUAAUUUAUGGGAAUUUUGUUCUUGAAACAAAUUUUUAAUAAAACAGAUUAUUAGAUUUGGUGUUAAGACAUCUUAAUUGAAUGCUAGAAGUAAAGUAAAAGUGAAAUGUUGAGUCAGCACUAUUUAGGUUAGAAAAAGUCUUUAGAGUUUGUGACUACUAUUAAAAAUGUAUAGGCAGAAGAGUAUAGUACAAAAUGAAUGACAGCAGUUUCACUUAGGGUGUUUAUUGUUGGGUCAAGUAUGCUAAAUUACAGUAUACAUAAUCUGAGUAGUAACUUUAUGUCUGAAAAUUCCCUAUCAAAGUCUAGAAAAUAAAUUUAGGACUAGAAUAAGCAGAUAAAUUUUAUAACCUUUUUUAUCAUAACAGUUAUAGCAUAAUUUUUUUAGAUGAAGUUAAGUAUAAGUUCAAGGUCCAAUAUUGUUAUUUUUAGGAACUUAUUUAAGGAGUGCUACUUAACAGGAAUUACUAACUGUGAAACCAAAAUAUUUUCAAUUAAAUAAGUCAUAAAACAAGGUUUUCAAAAUUUUUAGGAUUGUAUUUAAUCAGUUUAGAAAAGAAAAGGUAAAAGGACUAUAAAUUUUCAUAUUUUAACAUUUUAUCUAGGUACUUGAAUUUUAGUCUGUCAGUGUGUCGUAAUUAUACAUCUACUUUAAUACAGCUAUCCUUUACCUUGUGCUUUCUUUAAUGGAAA